AUGGCGAGUAUAGACACGUUUGCGGACCUCGAGCACCGAAUGGACGCGUUCCAGCAGGACGUGUCCCAGGUACUGGCACGUCAACAAGACCACGCGCGCCAGCACUUGCAGCAGUUCCAAGCAGAAAUGCGCCACUUACACUCUCAACAUCAACACCUCAUAGAUGAACUGCAACAGCUCACCGCUCAGCGCGCCGCUCUGCAGCAACAGAUCCGUGCCGCCCAGCAGGCCACCAACACCACCAGAGAACAGUGGAGAAGCUAUCACGAGCGUGAAGGAGAGUUAUCUAGACGACAGUCGACGCUGGCAGCUCAAUCGCGCGAGCUGGACUUGCUGCUGCAACAGCGAAGUGAAGAGUGCGCCCAAUUGCGUGCACGCUGGGCUGCACAAAUGGGUAACGACGCCUCAGAGGUCGCGCUGUACGAGCGGCUGCUGCAACUGCGGGUAGUACCGGGGGCCGGUGACGCACGCGAUCUGCGGUUCGUGUUUGGUGAUGACGCACGUUGCUGGGUCGAGGUCACGAUGCACGGAGAUCACGUGCUCGGAGCGUGUCACCCGGAACUUGUCCCAGAGCACCGGGCAACACUUGAGCACGUGCUCGCCGUCGAGGGCGACCUUGGGGCGUUUCUGGUCGUGGCACGCGAUAUGCUUUUGGCAUCUCUAUAA
Molecule: messenger RNA, 666 nt
Organism: Saccharomyces kudriavzevii IFO 1802
Lineage: Eukaryota; Fungi; Ascomycota; Saccharomycetes; Saccharomycetales; Saccharomycetaceae
Gene: SPC25
Product: kinetochore-associated Ndc80 complex subunit SPC25
Exons: 1
Coding region: 1-666 (221 amino acids)
Source: RefSeq, a predicted model, not a curated record